Messenger RNA from Vitis riparia (riverbank grape), 1191 nucleotides. Its product is annotated as disease resistance protein At4g27190-like. Gene Ontology annotation, biological process: defense response to other organism. The transcript has 3 exons. Lineage: Eukaryota; Viridiplantae; Streptophyta; Magnoliopsida; Vitales; Vitaceae. Gene Ontology annotation, molecular function: ADP binding. Bases 1 to 1191 code for a protein of 396 amino acids. The record is from RefSeq and is a predicted model, not a curated record.
AUGGAGUACGUGGAAGCAGUGCUAACAAGCAUUGGGCUAUUGAAGGAUAUGUGGCCCUCCAUUUCUAAGUGCUUCAACUAUCACAAAAUUCUUGAUAAGAAUUGCAAAACUCUCAAAGAGAAAAUGGAGAGAUUGAAGAGUCGUGAACAAGAUAUCAAAAUUGAAUUACAAAAUGCACAAUAUCAACGAAAGAAAGAAAAAAAAGAAGUUGAAAAUUGGUUGAAAGAAGUGCAAAAUAUGAAAGAUGAUCUGGAAAGGAUGGAGCAAGAAGUUGGAAAGGGAAGAAUUUUCUCAAGAUUGGGGUUUCUAAGGCAGUCUGAAGAGCAUAUAGAAAAAACAGAUGAGCUACUUGAACGCGGUAGAUUUCCUGAAGGGAUUUUGAUUGAUUUACAAGAUGUUGUUGCUGAGAAAAUAAAUUUAGAUUUAUCAAAAGAAGAAGAUGAAAGGUUAAGAUCUGCUUUAUUAUUUGAAGCACUGCAGAAAGAGAAGAAAUUUGUUCUUAUAUUUGAUGAUGUAUGGGAGGUUUAUCCACCACGGGAGGUUGGGAUUCCAAUUGGAGUUGAUGGAGGAAAACUCAUAAUAACCACCAGAUCAAGGGAAGUGUGCUUAAAAAUGGGGUGCAAAGAAAUCAUCAAAGUGGAGCCUCUUUAUGAGGAAGAAGCGUGGGAGCUUUUCAACAAAACACUUGAACGAUACAAUGCACUUAGCCAAAAAGAAGAAAAAAUAGCCAAGGAUAUUGUCAGGGAAUGUGCGGGUUUACCUCUUGCCAUCGUCACAACAGCUAGAAGUAUGAGUGUUGCAUAUGACAUUGCCGAAUGGAGGAAUGCAUUGAAUGAAUUGAGGGAACAUGUUAAAGGGCACACAAUUAACAUGGAAAAUGAUGUAUUUAAAAUAUUGGAAUUCAGCUACAAUCGCUUGAAUGAUGAAAAACUUCAAGAAUGUUUGUUGUAUUGUGCAUUGUUUCCCGAAGAUUAUAAGAUUAGAAGGGUGUUGUUGAUCAGAUAUUGGAUUGUUGAGGGGCUUGUAGAAGAAAUGGGAAGUAGGCAAGCAGAGCGUGAUAGAGGGCAUGCUAUACUGAACAAACUUGAAAAUGGACAUGGCCAUCAACAUAACAAGAAAGAAUUCUCGAUUCAUGGUGAAAAAUGGAAGAAAUCUGGAAGAUCUGCCAAGCGAGAUAGAGUGGUCAAAUAA